GUUUGGAGAAAGAGAGAUAAGGAGGAGAGAAAAGGCUCGUUUUAAGUUUUUCGUUUUAUAGUUUUAAGAACUUUUAACAAAAAUUCAAAAUCUCAAAAAAUUAAAUACAAAAACAGUCCUCUUCGCGCGCAGUUGUUAAGCCUCACUGGAGCCAGCCAUGGUGGCUCAGGUAGUAGAGACCACCGUCGCUGCCGCCGACGAUAGCGGAGGAAUUGGAGGAAUUAGAGGUUCUCCUAUCGCCGUUGAUGAAUCUCAGGAGGAGCAGUUAGAGAAAACGAAGACGCUGAUUUGCGCUCUCAAUUUCCUCUCACGCAAUCUCCCAAUACCUCCUGACGUCUUCGAUGCCGUCUCUUCAAUUUACCACGGCGGCGCUGAUGAUAUAGAUGUCGGUGACGAUGAUGCCUCUGCCGCUGCUGACGUGGACAGCCGCGACAGUGUGUCUAUGCGAAAUGGUUCAGGUAUGGGAAGUUACGGAGACCUGAUGGCAGAUUUUGAGGAUUCGUUGUUGAGGCAACGGUCAAGUUGUACAUCAGGUUCUGGUUUGACAAAGUUAAAGGAAGAUCGUUUUCAAAGCCAUAUCCAGCAUCGCCUAACUGAACUUGAAGACUUGCCAACCAACAGAGGCGAGGACUUGCAAUCGAAGUGCUUGCUGGAGCUUUAUGAACUAAAGUUAGCAGAUUUACAAUGCAAAGUUCGGUCUGAACUGAGUUCUGAAUACUGGCUUCGCCUGCAUUGCGCUAAUCCUGACAAGCAAUUGUUUGACUGGGGGAUGACGCGAUUGCGACGCCCUUUAUAUGGUAUAGGAGAUGCCUUUGCUGUGGAAUCUGAUGAUCCUUUGAGGAAGAAGCGUGAUGCGCAGAGGUUGUCAAGAUUAGAAGAAGAGGAGAGAAACCGUGUGGAAACUACAAAAAGAAAGUUCUUUGCGGAUGUACUCAACGCAGCACGUGAACUCCAAUUACAAGUACAGGCUGUUCAGAAACGGCGGAAACAAAGGAACGAUGGUGUUCAGGCUUGGCAUGGAAGGCAAAGGCAACGGGCUACUCGUGCUGAGAAACUGAGGUUACAAGCUCUGAAAGCUGAUGAUCAAGAAGCUUACAUGAAGAUGGUGGAAGAAAGCAAGAAUGAAAGAUUAACAAUGCUUCUAGGGAAAACAAAUGAGCUCCUUGGUCGUCUGGGAGCUGCUGUUCAACGGCAAAAAGAUGCUGACCAUGAUGGUAUUGAACCUAUGGAAGGCUCAGAUGCUGAAAUGGCCCCUUCUAAGACUGGAACUCCUGGGCAGUCGCUUCCUGAGGAAGAAAAGGAUGUUCUUGAUAAUGAGCCCACCCGUGAUGUAAAGACUAGUGACUUACUUGAAGGUCAGAGAAAGUACAAUUCAGCUGUACAUUCAAUCCAGGAGAAGGUUACGGAGCAACCAGCUAUGCUUCAGGGUGGAGAAUUAAGACCAUACCAGCUGGAGGGGCUCCAGUGGAUGUUGUCUUUGUUUAAUAACAAUUUAAAUGGAAUUUUAGCGGAUGAAAUGGGACUCGGCAAAACUAUCCAGACAAUUUCUUUAAUUGCUUAUCUUAUUGAAAACAAGGGUGUAACUGGUCCCUACUUGAUUGUGGCUCCAAAAGCUGUACUACCUAAUUGGAUUACUGAAUUCUCUACAUGGGCUCCCAGCAUUGAUGCUGUUCUUUAUGAUGGUCGUCUGGAAGAAAGGAAGGCACUGAGGGAGGAGUUAACAGGAGAGGGGAGGUUCAGUGUGCUGAUCACGCAUUAUGAUCUUAUUAUGAGAGACAAAGCAUUUCUGAAAAAAAUUCAUUGGCACUAUCUGAUUAUUGAUGAAGGGCACCGAUUGAAAAAUCACGAAUGUGCUCUUGCACGGACUCUCGUGUCAGGCUAUCGGAUUCGUCGGAGACUUCUGUUGACUGGUACCCCGAUCCAAAACAGCUUACAGGAGUUGUGGUCUCUUCUCAAUUUUCUUCUUCCAAACAUCUUUAAUUCAGUGGAGAAUUUCGAGGAGUGGUUUAAUGCCCCCUUUGCUGAUAAGUGCGACGUCUCUCUAACUGACGAAGAGGAGUUAUUGGUUAUUCGCCGGUUGCACCAUGUAAUAAGGCCAUUUAUAUUGAGGAGGAAGAAAGAUGAAGUGGAGAAAUUUCUUCCUGGGAAAACACAAGUUGUUCUUAAAUGUGAUAUGUCUGCUUGGCAGAAAGUAUACUACCAGCAGGUCACGGAUGUCGGGAGGGUUGGAUUGGAUUCUGGAACUGGGAAGUCUAAGAGCCUACAGAAUCUCACCAUGCAGCUAAGGAAAUGUUGUAAUCACCCAUAUCUAUUUGUGGGUGAUACUUCUUCGUAUUAUCGUAAGGAGGAGAUAGUCAGAGCAUCUGGAAAAUUUGAGCUUCUUGAUCGUUUACUACCCAAACUCCGCAGAGCAGGGCACAGGGUACUCCUCUUCUCACAAAUGACCCGCCUCAUGGACAUUCUUGAGGUCUAUCUGCAGCUUCAUGACUUUAAGUAUCUGGACUNUAGACUUGAUGGCUCAACCAAAACAGAGGAAAGAGGGACUUUGCUAAAGCAAUUUAAUGCUCCUGACUCACCUUACUUUAUGUUUCUUUUGAGUACUCGUGCCGGAGGACUCGGUCUGAAUUUGCAAACAGCAGAUACUGUGAUAAUAUUUGACAGUGACUGGAACCCUCAAAUGGACCAGCAAGCAGAAGAUAGGGCACAUCGGAUUGGGCAAAAGAAAGAAGUUAGGGUUUUUGUGUUAAUCAGUGUAGGAUCAAUUGAAGAGGUCAUAUUGGAACGUGCAAAACAGAAGAUGGGCAUUGAUGCUAAGGUCAUCCAGGCUGGAUUGUUCAAUACAACAUCUACAGCUCAAGAGAGGAGGGAGAUGUUGGAAGAGAUCAUGCGUAAAGGUACAAGCACCCUUGGAACAGAUGUGCCAAGCGAAAGA
This is a messenger RNA of Nicotiana tabacum (common tobacco), 2932 nucleotides long. Its product is annotated as putative ATP-dependent DNA helicase CHR12. The record is from RefSeq and is a predicted model, not a curated record. Gene Ontology annotation, molecular function: histone binding; ATP binding. NCBI's taxonomy places the organism in Eukaryota, Viridiplantae, Streptophyta, Magnoliopsida, Solanales, Solanaceae.